Messenger RNA from Chaetomium strumarium, 594 nucleotides. RefSeq lists its product as uncharacterized. NCBI's taxonomy places the organism in Eukaryota, Fungi, Ascomycota, Sordariomycetes, Sordariales, Chaetomiaceae. Bases 1 to 594 code for a protein of 197 amino acids. The record is from RefSeq and is a predicted model, not a curated record. The transcript has 5 exons.
AUGGUUGGCCCAGUCCGGGAUCCCCGCGUGCACAAGGCCAUGGUUUGGUUAUCGCACGUAACGAUCCCACUGUUCCGCUAUGUCGACCCAGCUGAGCACCAAGCUAAGCUGUUGCUCGAGGUAGCGACCAAGUUCGCGAUUUUGAUGGAUCGUUACAACCAAAGAAACCCCAACUUCCAGCUCCAACCAGAGUCAAGAACGCUCACUAUCUUCUGGCUCUACCACAACCGACCGGCGAUGGAGGCAAUGCAACUAGUCAACCCUCCGCGCAACACGGAAUCCCGCUUCUGGCAGCAGACCAGCAACAAACAGCAGGAAGAUCCCAACCGAGUCCUUCGCUUCGUGCUUGCCGUGGUUCAGCGGUAUCUCCGUCCCGGGGAGACCCGCCGCCGCAGCUGGUUCAUCAACCCGGCCUUUGCCUCGCUGCAAAAGCAGACCAUGCGGUUGUCUGCCACCGGACAGUGCGGGCUUAUCCAGGACAUGGACUACCCGCUGUUCAAGGCGACCUGUGGCAUCUCGCCGCUCCCGUGGAAGACGUACUACAGCCCGCAGGCUCGAGUCGCCUUCGUACCGCCCGGGGGAAGUGGGUCAUGA